AUGUACACACACAAUGCCGCGGACGCAUUCGAUAUGGUGAGACAAAGAUGCAAUUCAGACAAAAAGAGUGUAUGAUCGAUAAUUUUUUAGGGCUCUGCGGAGAGCUCGUUAUCUUCUCUCAAUGAGAUCCCCAUGGAGAUGGACCUGACAAGUGCCGGUCCUCCAAUUUCCGAUGACGAAACAGAAGUGGAAAUAAAGGAGAAGAAAUUAUUUGUGGUUUGUUGAUCUGAAAAUAUGAACUAGAACAAUAAUGUAAUUUAAGUAUGCAAAACGUAUACUUCCACACGUCGGUCUGGUAAUACUCUUAUUCCUAUACCUAAUAGCCGGAGCAUUUCUAUUUCGUUACCUCGAAGCACCGAAAGAACUAGAAGUGGGUGUGUUCCAUCAACAGAGAUCAGGUGCAAAUUUCAGACACGAAAUCUAGAGAUAACGACAAUACUUGGACUUCGAGACGAGUUUCAAGAUCACAUUUGGAACAUUACACAGGUAAUGGAAAAAUGUCAUAUCAAAACGGGGUAAAGUGUUUCGCUUUGUAGGACGUUGAUAAUCGGAUUUCACGAGAGGCCUUCAACGCAAUCAAUCAAGAGUACUUCGAGCAACUCGUCAAGAACAUGUUCACCGCCUAUCGGAACCAAUUCAUUACGGCCAAACACUUGCUAAAUAAGACUCGCGAAGACGAAGUUUUGUGGACUUUUCCGAAUUCCAUGUUUUUUGCCGCUACUGUCAUCACGACGAUUGGUGAGUGUUGCGGUUUUGCUGAUCGCUUUGCCCGCGUGAUUAUAUUUCCCAUCACUCGCGCCGGAAAACAGUGACGUGAAUGUUUUCUCAUUGAAACCGCAAAAUUGCGAAAUAAGACAAGAAUACAUUUCUUUAUGAGGAGCUCGACUGGAUGUUGAGACUCUAGAACCGGGGACGGGGUCCAAGCGGAGUAUACUUUUUUUUUAAUUUUUGAAUGGUUGUGUCAUUUUCAGGAUACGGAAACCUAGUUCCAAUUACUGUAGCCGGGAGAGUGGCCUGUAUUAUCUUUGCGCUUUUCGGCAUCCCACUUCUUCUCGUCACGAUUGCUGAUAUUGGAAAGUUUCUUUCUGAAUUCCUCAGUUACCUGUACAGGUCAUAUCGUGGCUUUAAAAGAAAGGUAUGUGCACGGGUCGGUUGAAUGUGCAACGGAAUACCCUCCCUUCCCACACGAGUUGAUGGUAUGAACACCGUUUUCAGUUGAUAGCAAGACGCAGAAGUAGUGUUGCGCACGCGGUAAGACCCCUCGACUAGUGCCAGAGAGAGAGCUCAUCCGCAUCCCUUUUCCCGAUACUUUUCAGCAUAUACAAACUAACGUUUCUCUGUUGACAACUGUGACGAAAAGAGCACAAACUGUCGUUCUUAUGCAUUUCUAACUCAUCUUUUCACGUUUCCGGAGAUUCCCUUCUAUUUUUCUCUUUGCAUAUAAGAGCAAGGAUGAUUUCGAAUGAGCGCACUCACUAAAACACAUAACAAAGAGCAUUCUAGAACAUACGAAAACAUGACUAAUCAACAAUGUGACAUCACGAAAAGUACGCAGUAGACACGCUUUUCUUUCAGCUCCGUAGACAAUCAAAGAAAAUUACUAGUCAGUAUCGAUCGCAAUCACAAUCAAGAUCGAGUUCGGUUAUGGGAUCUUCGAAAGCGGGAUCCAUGAAUCUCCACGACAUGGAUUCGGAAUCAGAAGACUCUGCUGGAGAUGAACUCAGAAUUCCUGUUUUCAUGGUGUUACUUGUGCUCUUGGCCUACACAGCAAUCGGAGGAUUUCUAUUCCAGGUUUUUAUGUUUUUGAGUGUUGUAAGAAAACGAAAAAUUUAGUCUUGGGAGCAUCUCGAGUACUUUGAAGCGUUUUACUUCUGUUUUAUCACUAUGGCGACUGUGGGCUUUGGAGAUAUUGUUCCCAAUGAACAAGUCUAUGUGUUCUUUACAAUGGCAUACAUUAUCUUUGGACUAUCACUGUAAGCACAAUCUGACUGAUAGAUUAACUAUGUUUUCGUAGCGCAACAAUGUGCAUUGAUUUGGCUGGAACUGAAUACAUUCGUAAGAUUCACUAUUUGGGUACAAAAAUGGAAGACGCGAAGGGUGCAGUGAUGACGUGAAGAGAUAUUUAAUUGUAUGGGGUAAUAUAUAGAAUAAUUUCAGAGGGUUACAAGCAGGAGAGCAUUUGUUGAAACAUACCGGAAUCGAAGUGAUCAAAACGGCAGGAGGAAAACUUGUACAAGGCACGAAGUCAUUCCACUCUCCAUACUCAAAAAUCAAUAUUUCAGUGAGAGGGGCUGUACUGAGUUCCAAAGAGGCGCGUGAACUGGGAAUGAGUUAUCUACUUCAAUUCAACUAUCAACAUAAGAAUGUACUUUAUGAACCAUUAACCGGAAAUCUUGCAAAAGUGGUCAAAGAAGCAAACAUCAAGGUACACUAUGUCUGCGUGUGAUUGCAAUGAACUAUUUCCAGAUUCUGCCUGAUGAUAUCACCGAGAAAGACGGUUACAUUGUACAGAAUAAAAGUUAUGAUCGUCCAGUUCUUGGAGAACGCGGGUAUGUCCGACUUAAUGGGAAUGCGAUAAAGAGGAUUAUGAUACCGUCAAGGAAUCAAGCAAUUUGUGUUCCAUACCUCAUACAGAAAGAAUCAGAUGUCUAA
Caenorhabditis sp. 36 PRJEB53466 is the source of this 2652-nucleotide messenger RNA. The record is from the annotation of a GenBank genome assembly. NCBI's taxonomy places the organism in Eukaryota, Metazoa, Nematoda, Chromadorea, Rhabditida, Rhabditidae.